This is a messenger RNA of Aspergillus tanneri, 4353 nucleotides long. Its product is annotated as DNA-directed RNA polymerase III core subunit RPO31. Gene Ontology annotation, biological process: DNA-templated transcription. The coding region runs from base 1 to 4353 and encodes 1450 amino acids. Lineage: Eukaryota; Fungi; Ascomycota; Eurotiomycetes; Eurotiales; Aspergillaceae. The record is from RefSeq and is a predicted model, not a curated record. Gene Ontology annotation, molecular function: DNA-directed RNA polymerase activity; DNA binding. The transcript has 2 exons.
AUGCAACCUCCGGAAGGUGUGCAGGUCGACCUGGGCAAGGCCCAGGUCAUCGACCGUGUUCCGAAAGUUAUCAAGGAGCUGAAAUUUGGUGUACUAUCUAACGAUGACAUUGUCAGCCAAGGCGUGGUGGAGGUUUCCGACCGCAAGUUCUUCGACCUCGAUCAUGACAGAUCGGUAAUCCCCCAUGGACCUCUCGAUGCGCGUAUGGGUAUUUCUAGUAAAACUGCAACUUGCCAAACUUGCGGUGGCGCCCUUCAGGUCUGCAACGGACAUUUCGGUCAUGUCAAGCUCGUCUUACCGUCGUUCCAUGUCGGAUAUUUCAAGCGAGUUAUUACGAUCUUGCAAGAAAUUUGCAAAGAAUGUUCACAUAUUUUGCUUCCCGAAGCAGAGCGCCGCACCUACCUCCGAGAGAUGCGUCGGCCAGGGCUGGAUAAUUUGCGACGGUUGCAGAUUGCGAAACGGAUCAAUGAGCGCUGUCGCAAGACCAGAAACUGUGGAGUGUGCGGUGCUGUGAAUGGUGUUGUAAAGAAGGCUGGAAAUAGUGCACUGAAAAUUACGCAUGAUAAAUUUCGUGCUUUCAACGCAUCGGCCUCGGUGAAGAAGAUCCCGCCUCCCAGUAAGAUUGUAUUCGACCGGUCAUUUGAUGAAGCAAGGAGCCACAAUGCCGAGGUGGAGAAGCAUUACAAAAAGGCACAGGAUGAUCUGAAUGCUCUUCGCGUUCUGAAUCUUUUUAAGAAAAUCUCGGAUACGGAUUGCGAGUUGCUGGGUUUGAACCCGAAGGAAGCACGGCCGGAAAUGUUUCUGUGGCAGUAUAUUCCCGCACCUCCCGUUUGUAUUCGUCCCUCCGUCGGUCAAGAUGCGGCGUCCACCGAAGAUGACUUGACUGCCAAACUGGGUGAUAUUAUCCAGAGCAACAUCAAUCUCAAGAACGCGCUGUUGAAGGGGGCGCCAGUACAGACAAUCAUGGAAUGCUGGGAUUACAUGCAGCUUCAGAUAGCGGUCUACAUCAACAGUGACGUCCCUGGACUUAAUAAAGCGGAUUUGGGAAAACCCAUUCGAGGGUUUGUUCAGCGACUAAAGGGAAAGCAAGGGCGAUUCCGUGGUAAUCUAUCAGGAAAACGUGUCGACUUCUCAGGUCGAACUGUUAUUUCCCCCGACCCUAAUUUACGGGUCGAUGAAGUUGCUGUCCCUAUUCUGGUGGCAAAAAAUAUGACAUACCCCGAGGUUGUCACUAGAUACAGCAAGGAGAAAUUGCAGCAGAGGGUGCGAAAUGGUACGAAGAAGUGGCCGGGAGCAAACUACAUCACGAAGAAGGGCUCGACCUUCAAGCUCUUCCUCAAAUACGGAAAUCUGAACAUGAUAGCGGACCAGCUGCAGGAAGGGGAUGUUAUCGAGCGUCAUCUGGAGGAUGGCGAUAUUGUCCUUUUCAAUCGACAACCUUCUCUGCACAAACUGAGUAUUCUAUCUCACUUUGCCAAAGUCCGUCCACACCGUACCUUCCGGCUAAACGAAUGUGCUUGCAAUCCGUACAAUGCGGAUUUUGAUGGAGAUGAAAUGAACUUACACGUUCCCCAGACGGAAGAAGCGAGGGCUGAAGCGAUGGAAUUGAUGGGUGUAAAGAACAACCUGGCAACGCCUAAGAACGGCGAGCCGAUUAUUUCCGCCAUUCAGGAUUUCAUUAGUGCUGCCUACAUUAUGAGCAGCAAGGAUAAUUUCUUUGAUCGACGCUCAUUCACGCAGCUGUGUCUUUACAUGCUUGGGCCUGAAACUCGAUUUGACCUUCCUCCGCCUUCGGUACUCAAGCCUCAGAUGCUCUGGACUGGAAAGCAGGUUUUCAACAUCCUUAUGCACCCCAACAAAGAUGACCCCGUUCUGGUCAACUUAGACGCUGCGUGCAAGCAGUUCAAGGCUCCCAAGGAUGGUACCCCGAGGGACUUGGAUGAUAAAGAUAGUUGGCUUGUUAUUCGUAACUCUGAAGUCAUGUGUGGUAUGAUGGAUAAAUCCACAGUGGGCUCUGGAAAGAAGGACAAUAUUUUCUACGUCAUGCUGAGAGAUUACGGCCCAGCGGCAGCUGCUGAGGGAAUGAAUCGUCUUUCGAGACUAUCCGCGCGUUGGUUUACGAAUAUGGGCUUCUCUAUUGGCAUUACGGAUGUAUAUCCUAGUGAAAAACUCUUAAAAUCGAAGCACGACCUCGUCGAGACAGCGUAUGCGCAAUGUGACGAAGUCAUUGCUAAAUAUAAGGCCGGGACCCUGGAAAAGUACCCGGGAUGCGACGAACUGCAAACCAUGGAAAAUCAGAUUUCUGGUAUCCUCAGUAAAGUCCGUCAACAGGCCGGAGACGAAUGUAUUGAUCAGCUGAGCAAGUACAAUUCUCCUCUGAUCAUGGCUACGUCCGGAUCCAAAGGCUCCAGUAUCAACGUGUCGCAGAUGGUUGCUCUUGUUGGUCAGCAAAUUAUUGGUGGUCAGCGUGUGCAGGACGGGUUCCAAGAUCGAACUUUACCUCACUUCCCAAAGAAUGCUCGUCAGCCCCCGUCGAAGGGUUUCGUCCGCAAUAGCUUCUUCUCGGGACUGGAGCCGACGGAAUUCAUUUUCCAUGCCAUGUCCGGUCGUGAGGGUCUAGUCGAUACAGCUGUCAAAACAGCCGAGACUGGCUACAUGUCUCGUCGUUUGAUGAAAUCUUUGGAGGAUCUCUCUACUAGAUAUGACGACACAGUGCGAAACUCAUCUUCUAGUAUAGUCCAAUUCCAAUACGGAGACGAUAAGCUGGAUCCUGUGGAUAUGGAAGGUAAAGCCAAGCCUGUCCAUUUCGACCGGACCUUCACUCAUGCCGAAUCUACAACAUAUGACAACGAUGAGCGGAGUUUAUUACCGGCCGAGAUCAUGGAAGUUUGCGAGGAGAUGCUGUCUAAGGAGCGCGCUAAGCUCGUUCGGAAAGACCUAAUGGGUACUGAACUUGGCUACAUGGAUCGAUCUGACCAUGGAAUAGAUCAGUUCGAGAGCGCUCGAGAUUUCCUCGAAUCCAUCCAGCAAUAUGUUGCGACAAAGGCAGAUAAGCUGAUCUCUCGAGGUGGUGACAUCGAUCCUUCCGAUGAGAGAAGUCAGCAGGGCUUGAACCAUACUGGAAAGUUGACUGAGAAGACACUUCGGGCGUUCGUUUCUGCUUGUUUAAUGAAGUAUAAGAAGGCCCAAGUCGAAUCUGGCCAUGCGGUGGGUGCAGUUGGUGCCCAGUCCAUCGGCGAACCAGGAACUCAAAUGACAUUGAAGACUUUCCAUUUUGCUGGUGUCGCAGGUAUGAGUAUUACUCAGGGUGUUCCCCGUAUCAAAGAAAUUAUCAAUGCCUCCAAGGAGAUCAGUACACCCGUGGUUUCAUGUGAGCUUGUUACCAAGGAUAGUAUUAUCGCAGCCCGAAUUGUCAAAGGACGUAUCGAGAAGACAUAUCUCCGGGAUAUCAUUCAUUAUGUCCGAGAAACAUGGACCGGGAAGGAGGCGUACAUUACUGUUAAAAUCAACUGGAAGACGAUCCAAGAUCUGGCUCUUGAGCUGAAUAUUAGGACUAUACUGAAUGCCAUCAAGAGCCAUAGACGCUUUAAGGCCGACGACCUCAAAUUCCGAAACUCACGGUCACAUAUCCAUAUCCAUAUGGACUUGGACCCCGCCAGCAAAACAGGUCUUUCGAAGACUGAAAUUGCGUCAACCAGUGCCGAUCCUUUCCUUCGUCUGAAACAUCUUAAGCGUAUGCUUCCCGGCAUUCAGGUACUUGGCCAUCCGCAGGCCUACCGUGCGAUUAUCCGAACCGAUGAUACUUCCACCACCAAUACGCUUCUCGUGGAAGGCUAUGGUCUUCGGGAUUGCAUGACAACACUUGGUGUUGAUGGUCUUCGCACGUCUACCAACAACGUGAUGGAGAUGCGCGAGGUGCUUGGUAUUGAAGCUGCCCGGACAACUAUCACCCAGGAAAUCAGCGAAGUCAUGAAGGAUAUGGAUAUUGAUCCUCGACAUAUGCAGCUUCUUGCUGAUGUCAUGACAUACAAGGGUGAUGUUUUGGGUAUUACGCGCUUUGGGCUUGCCAAGAUGCGCGAUUCUGUUCUCCAGCUCGCGUCUUUCGAGAAGACAGCGGACCAUCUCUUCGAUGCCGGCGGUGCCGGCCGCACGGAUCUCAUCGAAGGUGUCUCCGAAUGUAUUAUCAUGGGCAAGACCAUGUCUAUCGGUACCGGUGCAAUGGAGGUGGUCCGGAAGAUGAACUUCUUUGAGGGUCAGAUAGGAGCAAGAAAGACGAUUUUCGAAGACACUUGGACCAGCAUCGAAAAUCUCGAGACGACCAAAGGAAAGAGGCGAGCCCGGCCUUGCAUCUAA